Mesorhabditis belari is the source of this 1467-nucleotide messenger RNA. The record is from the annotation of a GenBank genome assembly. NCBI's taxonomy places the organism in Eukaryota, Metazoa, Nematoda, Chromadorea, Rhabditida, Rhabditidae.
AUGAAGUUCCUCUACGUUCUCCUAGCAGUAACUGCCGUUGCGAGCGGACGAUACCUCGUCAAGCGUGACAACAGCUAUGGAGAUGAAGCGGUAGCACCAGCUGCCGCUGCACCAGCACCAGAGGCCCCAGCACCAGCCCCAGAAGCGCCAGCUGCCCCAGCCGGAGACUACCAAGCACCAGCUGCUCCCGAGGCUGCCCCAGCCGAGGAAGCCCCAGCUCCAGCUGAGCAACCCGCCCCUGAAGCCGCCCCAGCACCAGCUGUCGAAGCCUCCGGAUACCGCAAGAAGCGUGACAACUCGUACGGAGAUGAGGCCGUUGCUCCAGCUCCUGAGGCCCCAGCCCCAGCUCCCGAGGCCCCAGCUCCCGAGGCUCCAGCCGCUGAGGCCCCAGCCGCCCCUGCUGACGCCGGAUACCAAGCCCCAGCUGCUGCCCCAGCCGCCCCAGCCGAGGAGGCCCCAGCCCCAGCUGAGCAACCCGCACCAGAAGCUGCCCCUGCUCCAGCUGUCGAGGCUUCCGGAUACCGCAAGAAGCGUGACAACUCGUACGGAGAUGAGGCCGUUGCUCCAGCUCCUGAGGCUCCUGCUCCAGCCGCUGAAGCCCCAGCUCCAGCCGCCGAGGCCCCAGCUGCUGAGGCCCCAGCCGCCCCCGCUGACGCCGGAUACCAAGCCCCAGCUGCUGCCCCAGCCGCCCCAGCCGAGGAGGCCCCAGCCCCAGCUGAGCAACCCGCACCAGAGGCUGCCCCUGCCCCAGCUGUCGAGGCUUCCGGAUACCGCAAGAAGCGUGACAACUCGUACGGAGAUGAGGCCGUUGCUCCAGCUCCUGAGGCUCCUGCCCCUGAGGCCGCCCCCGCUGCCGAGGAGGCUCCCGCCCCAGCUCCUGAGGCCCCAGCUCCAGCUCCAGAGGAGGCCCCAGCUCCAGCUGAGCAACCCGCCCCUGAAGCCGCCCCAGCCCCAGCCGUCGAAGCCUCCGGAUACCGCAAGAAGCGUGACAACUCGUACGGAGAUGAGGCCGUUGCUCCAGCUCCUGAGGCCCCAGCUCCCGAGGCCCCAGCUCCCGAGGCUCCAGCCGCUGAGGCCCCAGCCGCCCCCGCUGACGCCGGAUACCAAGCCCCAGCUGCUGCCCCAGCCGCCCCAGCCGAGGAGGCCCCAGCCCCAGCUGAGCAACCCGCACCAGAGGCUGCCCCUGCUCCAGCUGUCGAGGCUUCCGGAUACCGCAAGAAGCGUGACAACUCGUACGGAGACGAGGCCGUUGCUCCAGCUCCUGAGGCCCCAGCCCCAGCCGCGGAAGCCCCAGCUCCAGCCGCCGAGGCCCCAGCCGCUGAGGCCCCAGCCGCCCCCGCUGACGCCGGAUACCAAGCCCCAGCUGCUGCCCCAGCCGCCCCAGCCGAGGAGGCCCCAGCCCCAGCUGAGCAACCCGCACCAGAAGCUGCCCCUGCCCCAGCUGUCGAAGCUUCCGGAUACCGCAAG